Salmo salar (Atlantic salmon) is the source of this 2795-nucleotide messenger RNA. Its product is annotated as hexokinase-4. Gene Ontology annotation, biological process: glucose 6-phosphate metabolic process; glucose metabolic process; glycolytic process. Gene Ontology annotation, molecular function: mannokinase activity; D-glucose binding; glucokinase activity. The record is from RefSeq and is a predicted model, not a curated record. Lineage: Eukaryota; Metazoa; Chordata; Actinopteri; Salmoniformes; Salmonidae. Gene Ontology annotation, cellular component: mitochondrion; cytosol.
CUGAGGUCCUCAUUCAACUGUAUUUACAGUCCACCGGCUCUGCAGACACACACUCACCAUACACCUAGAUACACACGGAGAGUCAUUUGUAAGGCUAGAAAAGAUGCCGUGUGUCAGCUCCUACACGGGCCAGAUGGGGAAGAUGCCUUGUAGCCUCAGCUCUGUGCUAGAGACAGCCCUCAUGGUGGAGCAGAUUCUGUCGGAGUUCAGGCUGAAGAAGGAGCAGUUGAAGGAGGUGAUGAAGAGGAUGAUGAGGGAGAUGGACCGGGGACUGCGUGUGGAGACGCACCAGGAGUCCAGCGUCAAAAUGCUGCCCACCUACGUCUACUCCACUCCUGAGGGAUCAGAGGUGGGGGAUUUCCUGGCCCUGGACCUGGGGGGGACUAACUUCCGUGUGAUGUUGGUGAAGGUGGGGGAGGAUGAGGAGAGGGUGUGGAAGGUGGAGACCAAACACCAGAUGUACUCCAUCCCUGAAGACGCAAUGACAGGCACGGCUGAGAUGCUCUUUGACUACAUUGCAGAGUGUAUAUCAGACUUCCUGGACAGACACCACAUCAAACACAGGAAGCUUCCUCUGGGUUUCACCUUCUCCUUCCCCGUACGACAUGAGGACAUAGACAAGGGCAUCCUACUGAACUGGACCAAAGGGUUCAAGGCGUCUGGAGCCGAGGGUAACAACGUGGUGGGACUACUGAGAGAUGCCAUCAAGAGGAGAGGGGACUUUGAGAUGGACGUAGUUGCCAUGGUGAACGAUACAGUUGCUACCAUGAUAUCUUGCUACUAUGAGGACCGCAGCUGCGAAGUGGGAAUGAUUGUGGGUACUGGGUGUAACGCCUGCUACAUGGAGGAGAUGCGGACAGUGGAGCUGGUGGAGGGAGAAGAGGGGAGGAUGUGUGUGAACACAGAGUGGGGGGCCUUCGGUGCUAAUGGAGAGCUGGAGGAAUUCAGACUGGAGUACGACAGGGUGGUGGAUGAGACAUCUCUCAACCCUGGACAACAACUCUAUGAGAAGUUGAUCAGUGGGAAGUACAUGGGAGAGCUGGUGAGGCUGGUAUUGUUGAAGCUGGUGAAUGAAGAGCUGCUGUUUAACGGGGAAGCCUCUGACCUGCUGAAGACUCGCGGCAGCUUUGAGACGCGUUACGUCUCCCAGAUAGAGAGUGACUCUGGUGACAGGAAGCAGAUCUACAACAUCCUGUCCACGCUGGGCGUGUUGCCCUCGGAGAUGGACUGUGACAUAGUGCGUCUGGCGUGUGAGAGCGUGUCCACGCGGGCAGCACACAUGUGUGGAGCGGGGUUAGCCGCCGUAAUCAAUCGCAUGAGAGAACGCCGCAGCCAGGAGGUGCUGAAGAUCACCGUGGGCGUUGACGGCUCCGUCUACAAACUCCACCCCUGUUUCCAAGACAGGUUCCACAAAGUUGUACGUGAGCUGACGCCUCACUCUGACAUCACCUUCAUCCAGUCAGAGGAAGGGAGUGGCCGGGGAGCAGCACUUAUCUCUGCAGUAGCCUGUAAGAUGGCAGCGUGCAUUCUGACACAGUGAGAGGGUCGUAACAGCCUCCCACCUAUAGGGGGUGAUGCAGGUGAACCAGGCUGAACUGAACCCCUACAGUAAAUGACUCCUCUGGAGAAUCUCAAUUGGUGUUGCUCAACUCGCAUCCUCUCCUCCAUCCUCGCCUCGCCUCCUUUUGAAAAAGGUCAACGGUAAUCGAGGAGUGGAGGGGAGGAAACAUGGAAACAAAUGCAUUUGUAUGAAAUGAGUCUCUCCUUCUUCACUAGCGCGUCAUCAUACAAAUUUCGUUUACAGGGGUGUAAAGUAGUAAAAACUAACUAAACUAGCGCGUCAUCAUACAAAUGACGUUUACAGGGGUGUAAAGUAGUAAAAACUAACUUAGCUAGUUGUGCUAGACAUUUUCUAGAUAAAACUAUGAAAUAUGUGUAUGCUUUUCUCCUCCAAGUGAACAACAGCUGAAUCAAAGGGGUCAGAUUUCAAAACUCUGCCGCUGAGGAUGCACUUCAGUAUCCUUCGCGAGAGGAAGCUAUCGAAGUGAGGAGGACACUCCUCUGUUCGCCUACAAACAAAUGAACCCUCUCCUUGACCACUUAUCGGUUUCCAGGUCACAGAGGAGAGGAGGACAGAGGAGUCGAGGAGAGGACGGACUGUUGUCCAAUUAAGAAUCCCCCCCAUCUAAGGUCACCCAACUCUGGCCUUUUAUCGAGGCUCUCACAGAGUAAAGCAUUCCUCCUCACUGGUGAGAGAGGUAAUAUAUGUGUGGAGAACUCAUUGUACUGACAUGUAACCCUACCACACAGCACACACAAUAUGGAAAACAAAGAGGCAGGUUAAAUCAGUAUUUUCCCUAGUGUACAGUAUUAUACAGAGUCUCUGUAAAUUUCCUGGAGUACCCACAAUGCACAGGUGGUGUGUCACAGCAAGUACUGAACCCUUGUUAUAACAUGUUCUCAAGCUACCACUGAUUGCAGGUCUUUGAGGCCUGGUUAGUACUGUGAUAUAACGUUCAUGUGAAAAGCAAUGACAUUGAUUUAUAACGUCUGUAUGUUUUUAGUUUGCUGAUGUCCGUACAAUCCAGAGAUGUUACCCUAAAAACAGUAACCUAAAAGUAAAGGAUUAGACAUUUCAAAUGUAUUGCAGUUUAGUCUCUCACUUACUGUUAGUGGGAAAUGAAAUGCUUCUUUAUAAAAGGUAUGUAUGAUGAGUUUAGGUCUUAAUUGCUAAUAUGUAUAUCUAAGAAUGAGAAUGUGCUUUGUUUGUUGUAAAUAAAGUUGCUAUAACAUAA